GCCUGUCCCUUCCCAUCCCUAUUAUUUUUUUAACCAACCCAGUCGCAGACGCCGCUUUCAGGACUCGCUGGUUUGUUUGCGACGGAGGCGUCGGUUGGCUGGAUCGAUGGGCUGCUCCACAAUGGAUGGAGGAGAAGGUAGUGCCGACCUCGUGAUUAACAAAAGGUUUGUGUCUGAAGCGGAGAUAGAAGAGCGGCGCAAGCGAAGGCAGGAAGAAUGGGAGAAGGUUCGGAAACCCGAAGACCCGGAAGAAUGCCCCGAGGAGGUGUACGACCCCCGCUCGCUCUACGAAAGGCUCCAGGAGCAGAAGGACAAGAAGCAGCAGGAGUUUGAAGAGCAGUUCAAGUUCAAAAACAUGGUCAGAGGUCUAGACGAAGAGGAGACCAAGUUCCUCGAUGAGGUUUCUCGGCAGCAAGCGCUAAUAGAGAAGCAGCGGCGAGAAGAGGAUCUCAAGGAGCUGAAUGAGUACAGAAGCACUUUGUCAAAGGUGGGGGUCAGUGCCGACCUGAAGAAGGAGACAGACAAGAAACUGCCAGCGAAAUCAGCAGAAAACAAAAGCAAGUUCUCACAGGCAAAGCUGUUGGCUGGAGCUGUGAAACAUCGGAGUUCAGAAGGUGCCAACAGCGUGAAAAGACUGAAACUCGAUCCGGAUCCUGACCAUGACAAGACUCCAGAAAAGCCGCCCUGUGUUCCUCUGAGCAGCGGCUCCGUGAGCGGCUCUGCCCUCCACUGUCCCUCAGCUGCCGUCUGCAUUGGGAUCCUGCCGGGCCUCGGGGCCUACUCUGGGAGCAGCGACUCAGAGUCCAGCUCGGACAGCGAAGGGACCAUCAACUCCACCGGGAAGAUCGUCUCCUCCGUGUUUCGGGGAAGCAACUUCUUUGAUGCUCCGCUGUAGGCGUCUCCCCAGCCCCUUAGAAGCAUGGGUAGGGAUGCUCGUCAUUUCUCUGUUUCCAUCCCAACCAUCCCCUAGACUCGCAACUUCUGUUCUCCUGUCUCUUAUUUUCCAGAGAAUACCAAAAUAAUGUACUGAAUCAGUCUUUGUGCGUGUCUCUCUUCAUAUCCCCUGUCCUUCUCUCCGCUCUUAAGACUUGUGUUCAGUUUGGGAAGGGAGUACAGAUUGGGGGAGACACACAUCUUCAAAAUCCAGAAAAUCCAGAAAAGCAUCCAUUGUACCAACAGCAACAAAAGACUUGAGGCUUCUGAGGUUUACAGAUGAGGACAGGAAAUUCCUUGUAUUUUUAAAAAGAUUCCAUGAAUGAAUAGAUUGUUUCCAAGUUGGUUAUACAAAGAAGCGUUUUUAGGGUGUAGCUGUCUGGCAGGUGCUGACAUAUCAGUUGGCUGUCUCUCUCUCUCUCUAGUUUUUAAGUACUGGUUUUGUUGUGGGGAGAGUGCAAAAUCGAGCAGAUGGUAAUGUGGAUUGUCAUGACACUGUAACGACGUUUUAGUGUUGCAUCUGAUUAAAGAACUCCUCAAUGCAUUAUUAUUUUUACCUUGGA
Messenger RNA from Podarcis muralis (Common wall lizard), 1496 nucleotides. NCBI's taxonomy places the organism in Eukaryota, Metazoa, Chordata, Lepidosauria, Squamata, Lacertidae. The record is from RefSeq and is a predicted model, not a curated record.